Messenger RNA from Striga hermonthica, 210 nucleotides. The record is from the annotation of a GenBank genome assembly. Lineage: Eukaryota; Viridiplantae; Streptophyta; Magnoliopsida; Lamiales; Orobanchaceae.
CUACUGGCAACAAAAAUCCAAGAUAAAAUGGCUGAAGGAAGGUGAUGGGAACACUAAAUUUUUCCAUGCCUAUGCUCAGCAGAGGAGGAGAAUGAAUGCUAUAAUUAGAUUGGUUUCUGCCAGAGGUCAGGAAUUUUGUACUCAGAAGGAGAUGGAAGAGCAUACCACUGAGUUCUACUCAGUCUCUUUUCAUCUGAAGAAACACUGGGG